UUCAAAAAACACACCAAGAAAAAAUUUCUCUUGCCACCAUCUCACAAUUGCUGGAACUAGUUUAAAUUCUUUUUAUUUGCCUUUUGUUUUAUGUCACCAUAAUAAUAAUGAUAAGAAUUAAACCGAAUCCAAUCCUAUCGAAAUCUUGGUUUCCACCAAACACAAAUACUCUCUGCUUCCAGUAAUUCUAGGGCUUCAAGGUCAUUGUGUUCGGGUUCCGUAGAUCCGACAAUUCUCUUCCGGGUCGGGUUAUUUGAUUGCAUAAAAUGGCCAUGUUUUGGCGUAUGGCUGGUCUCUCCACUGCUUCUCCAGUGGAGACGAUUUUGGAUAAGGAAAAUUUUGCACUGGAUGAUCUCUUGGACGAGGAUGAAAUAAUUCAAGAAUGUAAAGCUCUUAAUGGACGCCUUAUUAAUUUUCUGCGAGAAAGAGCUCAAGUUGAACAACUUGUCAGGUACAUAGUGGAAGAGGCUCCAGAAGAUGCUGAAAAGAGACGAACAUUUAAGUUUCCUUUUAUUGCUUGUGAAAUUUUUACAUGCGAAGUGGACAUAAUUCUCAAAGCUUUGGUUGAGGAUGAGGAGCUAAUGAACCUGCUAUUCUCAUUCUUGGAACCUGAGCAUGCACAUAGUACUCUGUUGGCUGGUUACUUCAGCAAGGUUGUCAUAUGCCUGUUGCUGCGGAAGACAGCACCGUUUAUGAACUAUGUACAAGCUCAUCAGGAUAUUAUCAAGAAGUUGGUUGAUCUCAUUGGAAUUACAUCCAUCAUGGAGGUGUUAAUUCGCCUAAUUGGCACUGAUGAACAUUUGUAUAGCAACUUCUCGGACUCCAUGCAGUGGUUGGAAGAUACAGAUGUGCUGGAGAUGAUCGUUGACAAGUUUAGCUCAUCCGAUUGCCCUGAAGUGCAUGCUAAUGCAGCAGAAACUUUGUGUGCCAUUACUCGAUAUGCUCCCCCAGGGAUAGCUGCCAAAAUAUCCAGCCCAAGUUUCAUUGGGAGGUUAUUUCGUCAUGCUCUGGAGGGCUCAAGACCUAAAUCCGUUUUGGUUAACUCAUUAUCUGUAUGUAUAUCGUUGUUAGACCCUAAGAGGCUAUCAUCGGGAACAUAUUACAUGUACGGUCGCCAGUCAAUGCAGUGCUCUGGAGUAAGUGCGAAUCCUGAGACUGUUGAAGGGAUGUUGGGAAGCUUAGGUGAUUUACUGAAGCUUCUGGAUAUUUCAUCAGAGGAUUAUGUCUUGCCAACAACAUAUGGAAGCUUACGUCCACCUCUUGGGAAACAUCGUCUGAAGAUUAUAGAGUUUGUUUCAGUCUUGGUGAGUGUUAGCAGUGAAGCUGCUGAAAAGGAGUUGAUCCGGCUUGGUGCUGUUAAACGCAUCCUAGAAUUGUUUUUUGAGUAUCCAUACAACAACUUUUUGCAUCAUCAUGUUGAGACUAUCAUAGUUUCGUGCUUGGAGAGUAAGAAUGUUCAAUUUGUUGAACAUCUUCUUAGUGACUGUAAUCUUCUCGUGAAAAUUCUCGAGGCAGAGAAAAAUUCAACGCUUGCUGCUGAUCCAUCCAAGCCAACAGCCUCUGUUGAGGGAAGAUCUCCACCCAGGAUUGGAAAUAUUGGGCAUGUGACACGACUAGCUAACAAACUUGUUCAACUAGGGAACAACAAUAAUGGCAUACAGUCGCGUCUGCAGGAGAACAGUGAAUGGAUUGAUUGGCAAACAAACAUCCUUCAAAAACGGAAUGCUUUGGAAAAUGUCUUCCAGUGGGCUUGCGGGAGACCCACGUCACUGCAUGACCGAAUGAGGGACAGUGAUGACGAUGAUUAUCAAGAUAGAGACUAUGAUGUUGCAGCUCUGGCAAAUAAUUUAAGCCAGGCUUUCCGAUAUGGAAUCUAUAACAAUGAUGAACUCGAUGAGGCUCGUGGUUCACUUGAGCGGGAUGAUGAGGUAACUGUCAAGGAUGUCUAUUUUGAUGACGAAUCUGCUGAAGUUGUGAUAUCUUCACUUCGUUUGGGGGACGAUCAGGAAAGUGGAUCACUUUUUACAAAUUCCAACUGGUUUGCUUUCGAGGAUGACAGAACAAUUAAUGAUCAGUCCAUUGGCUUGGUUGCUUCUCCCUCACCUAACACUGAAGACACUAAUGUUAUUAAGCUCAGCACGAAUGAUGAUGCAGCUGUUGCUGAUGAAGAUGAGGAUUUGGCAGACACUGCCACAUCUGAGCGACCUGAGGCAAAACCAAGUUCUGAUCAUCCUGCGCCCACUAGUUUGUCUGAGGACUUGCAUCAUGCUACAGGCAGUGAAGCCAUUAAGCCUCCUGAAUGGGUCGAAUGGCGAGAAAGCUCUGAUACAAUUGGAACGUCCAAUCAAGCCUCGGAUUCACCUGAUGUUGCUGUUGUGGUCAGGCCUUCUUUACCUAAUGGCGAUAUCAUAGUGGAAUCAGAAGCUCCAAGGGAUACUAUUCAGUCAAAAGAAGAAAAUGCACAUAUUCCACCCAUUAAUGGGUGCACCAGUAAUGUGGAAAUUGAAUUUGAAGGAUCACCAGGUGAUACCUCACAGCCUCCAGAAACAGGUGGGAGCCAAAACGCUGGCAAUCCUAGUUCUGGUAGUAUCGAGAAGCCACUUGCUGCAACUGAGGGUUCAUCUAGUGGAGAAACCAAGAACUGAAGUGUGGAACUACUAUGAAUUCUUUAUGUGCCACCGUGAGAGAGCAAACCCAACACUUAUGCCUUUGACCUGGUGCGCUGAUGAGGGUCUCAGCUCUUGCUGUCAGCUGUGACUACUAUAUGUGGUUUUGGAGCCUGAUGUACAUUACUGGGGCUUAUUAGUCGACUUAGCCGCAGAUGAUUCUUUCCUCAACUUAGGUAAAGACUGCUCUUACUUUCAUUCUCACAUAUAAAGGCCUUUAGUGCAGGUGAUUCAGUAGAUCAUACUUUUAUUAUUAACACAGAACUGCUUCUAGAUGAGUCCAAACUGCUGAAGGGAGUUGUGUGCUUUACACGUUGAAAGGAUCUUGUUUAUAUCUCGUAAUUAUCAUUCUUCUUUCUUA
This is a messenger RNA of Lycium ferocissimum, 3027 nucleotides long. RefSeq lists its product as uncharacterized. The transcript has 19 exons. Gene Ontology annotation, molecular function: protein phosphatase binding; protein phosphatase regulator activity. The record is from RefSeq and is a predicted model, not a curated record. NCBI's taxonomy places the organism in Eukaryota, Viridiplantae, Streptophyta, Magnoliopsida, Solanales, Solanaceae. The coding region runs from base 267 to 2645 and encodes 792 amino acids.